UACGAUUUCUCACAUGCUUCGGUCUGAAUCGGAAUAUAGUAGUUCAUUGAUGUGUGUGGCAAUGUUCUGUAAAUAAGAAAUAUGGAUAUGUAGAAGCAAAAAUAUGAAAAAUAUAAUUUAAGGAAUGUAUAAAAAUGUAUAGAUACUUACGAUUUCUCGCAUGCUUCGGUUUGGAUUGGAACGUAGUAGUUCGCCAUUUCUCUCGUAUUUUUCAAGAGUUGUCCGCUAACAAUGAGCAACUGAUGAGAGUAACGUUUUUAAAGUUCUUUUAUUUUAUAAUCCCCACCACCAUAUCGACAUCAAAUGUGGAAAUUACAUAUUUUAUGAUGAGAUCAUACACAUAUUCAAACGUAAAUCUUGCAAGCGUUGACAGAUGUGAUGAGAUCGCAGGAUAGUAAAACUCAGUUUUAGACACGUUUGAAUGUAAUUUAAUAUUACAAUGAAAUCAUAUAGUAUUGCAGAUUUGCAUUUUCAGCAUAAAAGCAUGCGUCAGAGUACAGCAGCUGUGAUGAUAUCAUAGGCGCUGAUAUCACAGAUCUAUAAAAUUAAUUUAGACACACGUUUGAAUAUAAUUUGACAUUACGAUGAAGUCAUGGAGCAAAUGUGACAGUUUUGUAUUUUUAGCGAACGCCUGCUGUGACUCGUUUAAAAGUAAUUUGAUAUCACGAUGAGAUCAUUUAAUAAUUUUACAAAGUCAGUGAUAUCAAAUAUACAUGUGAAUCUUACAAGCGCUGAUUUAUGACAGCUAAGAAGACUUUAGACAUGUAUCAAACUAUGAUACACUGUGAAUAACAUUUAAAGUGAUGGUGUCAUUAUAAAAUGACAAGAUCGCGAUGCAUCCCAUCAGUCUAUGCAGUCAAGCACAUUGUAAAAAUGGAGCAAACGGAGCGCGAUUUGGUGGAGCAAUCCACUCGAUUGAAUACGCAUAAAGAGUAUAUGGCGUGGGAGCAACGUUGUAUCGAGUUCAUCGAAUCGUUAGAUGGACGUAGCCGCAGUAAAUAUCCGCGAUUGUCAAUCGGCGGAAGACAAUCUGUGAUCGCUUGUAUCACGCGACUAGAAGGUUUGAAACAAAUGAUGCGUGGACGGUUUGUGCAAAUGGGCGCUGGAUAUAGUGCUGGACUCCGAUGGCGUGAGAUAGAUACAGUUUUUGAAAGUCGUAUACUGACUGGUGCUGUGAUUAAUUUCGAACACAUUGAACCGUAUCAAUUUCUAGAGGAUGCGCGAGAAAUUGUGCUUGAGCACGUGCAAAGUGUCAUGCAGAGACAUGGCAACGUAAAGAUAAACGCUAUUUUUAAUGGUGAAUUUGUCGCAGGUGACAAACGCGCUAAUAAGUGUAUCACAACAAGAAAUUAUGAACUCUUUCAAUGCUCCGAUUUGCAUGAGUGGUACCAGUUACACGUCAUCGAGAUAAUCCUAGCAUCGUUGGAGGAAUUCCAAGAACGCGAUAGCGGAUGGGCGUUGUCGCGUAUACUAAAUUUAACAAUAAAUAUAAACAAAUAUAACCCUUUGCAUGCAGGAUGCAACAUCCAGUUACCAAGUAAAAUUAUGAUGAAGAAAGCGGUAGUUAAUGUAAAAUCAAAUGACAAUGCAUGUUUUGCAUGGUCAGUGGUGGCCAGUCUGCAUCCUGCUGAAAGGAAUACAGAUCGAGAAUCUUCAUAUCCACAUUAUUCUACGGUAUUAAAUCUGAAAGGCAUUGAGUUUCCAAUGACACUGCCACAAAUUAAAAAGUUUGAAAUUCUCAACAAAAUCUCCAUUAAUCUAUACUGCAUCGAGGAGAAGAAAUUAUCUAUUUUUCCUAUACGACUCACCGAACGAAAAAUGGACAAACAUAUAAAUCUGCUAUACGUGCAGGAUGACAAUGUGGGACAUUUUGCGUUGAUAAAGAAUAUGUCCCGUCUCAUGAGUUCACAACUCAGUAAGAAAAAGAAUAAGAAAUUCUUUUGUGAUCGAUGUCUACAUUAUUUUAGUUCGAACGACAAGUUGGAAAUUCACACAAUGGACUGUGGAAAGAUAAACGAUUGCGCUAUCAUAUUACCAAGCGAAGAUGACAAAUGGCUGAGCUUUAAAAAUUACUGUCGAAAGGAACGAAUGCCGUUUAUCGUAUACGCCGAUUUGGAAUGCAUCCUGGAGAAGACUGAGGAUGAGAAAAAUUACCAGCAUCAUCGAGUAUUUAGCAUAGCAUAUUAUGUACACUGUGCGUAUGACAAUUCGCUAUCAAUGUAUCGGUUUCAUCGCGAUAAGAAUUGUAUCGCGUGGUUCGUCGAGCAACUUAAAGAUUUAGCACAAAUUGUAAAUAAUAUUCUGUCGGUUAAUGUUCCCAUGGAUUUAACACAAGACGAUUGGAAAAAAUUUAACAACGCUACACACUGCCACAUUUGUGAAAAACCAUUUACGAAUGAAAUAGAACGGGUACGCGAUCAUUGUCAUUUAACCGGUCGAUUCAGAGGUGCAGCGCAUUCAAAUUGCAAUUUAAAUUACAAAGAUUCGCAUUAUAUUCCUAUAGUUUUCCAUAACUUAUCUGGCUACGACGUGCAUUUUAUCAUCAAGGAAAUAGCUACAGCAUAUGAAGGACGAAUAGAUUUACUUCCGAUAACAAAAGAAAAUAUAUUUCAAAAUUUCGAUCUGUUAACACGAAAAGGUGUCUUCCCAUACGAGUAUGUUGACUGUGUGGAAAAAUUGGAAGAGUCAUGUUUGCCACCGCGCGAAUUAUUUUACAGUUCAUUGACGGGUGACACAGUAUCCGAGAGCGAUUACGCGCAUGCUGUCAACGUGUGGCAGCGGUUCUCCAUCCGAACGCUCGGAGAUUAUAGCGAUUUAUACUUGAAAACUGACGUACUGUUGUGUACUUGA
This is a messenger RNA of Solenopsis invicta (red fire ant), 2850 nucleotides long. RefSeq lists its product as uncharacterized. The transcript is spliced from 3 exons. Bases 820 to 2850 code for a protein of 676 amino acids. Lineage: Eukaryota; Metazoa; Arthropoda; Insecta; Hymenoptera; Formicidae. The record is from RefSeq and is a predicted model, not a curated record.